AUGCCGAGAGCGCAGGCAGGCGUCCUCAUCGAGUGCAGCGAUCCGACAGUCAAGCAGCUCAUCCUCAAGCUGGACGAACAGGCAGGCCAUACCAUCUUGCUGGAAGACCUCGACGCCUACCGCAUCCUCGUCACGAAAAAUCAGGUUGAUCACGUUCGCAGAGAGCUUGAUCGCCUGCUAGAGGAGAACACCUAU
Protomyces lactucae-debilis is the source of this 195-nucleotide messenger RNA. Its product is annotated as TFIIH subunit TTDA/Tfb5. The transcript has 2 exons. NCBI's taxonomy places the organism in Eukaryota, Fungi, Ascomycota, Taphrinomycetes, Taphrinales, Protomycetaceae. The annotation marks the transcript as partial. Gene Ontology annotation, biological process: nucleotide-excision repair; transcription by RNA polymerase II; nucleotide-excision repair, preincision complex assembly. The record is from RefSeq and is a predicted model, not a curated record. Gene Ontology annotation, cellular component: transcription factor TFIIH core complex; transcription factor TFIIH holo complex.